AUUGACAGCCAGCCAGGGUCAGCACGUGGCUUUGACGUCGGUGGAGGUGUCACAUUUUAUAAGAAAUCACCAGAGUGGCGAGAGAAAAGCUACAAAUCCCUCAGCCCGAUCCCAGCGCAGAAUUGCCCGCUUCCCAGUGAGCAGCGCAUCUCGGCGCACUGUCUUCACCGGUCACUCGGCUCAGAAGCUACAAAGUGUCCCGCAGCGGGGCUGGUCCUGAGCAGGGAACAUUCAGCUGGUUAAUUUUUUUUGUCUGUAGAUUUAAUGUUAAGCUGAGCUUACUUUUGGACUCUUACUUGUUGGUUCGUGCCGGGAAGUGGGAGACAGAGAGGGCGCGAUGGAGCUGUCUACAACCUCCAGCGCUGAAUGGAAGCUGACCGCCGCUGACCUGCACUGGGGGCUGGCGUUCAACACCACUUUUAGCUACAACGGGAGCCUGAACAACAGCUCGGCGCCGGUCAAGAGCACCACAUCCACGGUCAUUGCCAUCGCCAUCACUGCGCUAUACUCGGUGGUGUGUGUGCUCGGGCUCAUUGGCAAUUUCCUGGUCAUGUACGGGAUUGUCAGAAGAAACCCGGUAGCCUAUGUUUCGCUCCUGGCCACCUUUGGACUUGCCCGCAACUCAAUAUCAAUAUUUGAAUACCUUCGCCCCGAUUUCCUCCACAGAUACACGAAAAUGAAAACAGCCACCAACAUUUACAUCUUCAACCUCGCCCUGGCUGAUGCGCUAGCCACCAGCACACUGCCAUUCCAGAGCGCCAAAUACUUGAUGGAAACGUGGCCCUUUGGCGAGUUGUUGUGCAAAACGGUCCUGUCAAUCGACUACUAUAACAUGUUCACCAGCAUCUUCACCCUGACCAUGAUGAGCGUUGAUCGUUACAUUGCUGUCUGUCACCCAGUUAAAGCACUAGAUUUCCGCACGCCCACCAAUGCAAAGAUAGUCAAUGUUUGCGUGUGGCUCCUAUCAUCUGCCAUCGGGGUCCCCGUUAUGGUUAUGGCUGUCACCAAACCCGGUGACAAAGGGAAUGUGAUGUGUACCAUACAAUUUCCAGCUCCCACUUGGUACUGGGAUAACGUCACCAAAAUCUGUGUCUUCAUAUUUGCCUUCGUGAUCCCAGUCCUGGUCAUUACCAUCUGCUACGGCCUGAUGAUACUGCGUCUGAAAAGUGUCCGUCUCCUCUCGGGCUCCAAAGAGAAGGACAGGAAUCUGCGGAGGAUCACACGCAUGGUUCUGGUGGUGGUGGCCAUCUUCAUCAUCUGCUGGACCCCCAUCCACAUCUUUGUGAUUGUCAAGACCCUGGUGGAGAUCAACCCGAGCCCCUUAGUGACGGCCAGCUGGCAUUUCUGCAUCGCCCUGGGCUAUACCAACAGCUGCCUGAAUCCUGUACUCUACGCCUUCCUGGACGAGAACUUCAAGCGUUGUUUCCGGGAGUUCUGCUUACCCUUGCGCUCCAGGCUGGAGCAGAAUAGCUUCACCCAAGCCAGGAAGUCCACGAGGGAGUCAGUCUGUGCCUGCACCCCGUCCGAGAUGGUCAACAAGUCAGUAUGACUAGGCGUGGACAAGCCCCGCAAAGGAUCACAGUGUAACAGGGGGCAGGACCUGAACACCGAAGUAACCCAAAUCACGACUGAGUUUUAAAACAAAAGAAACUCUUUAUGAUUGUAAUCAAAAGGAGCUUUGACUGAUUCGCCUCACUUUUCAAGGGUAUUCAGAUCAUAAGAUCAUGCCUUCAAUUGAUGAACAGGGAGAAAAAUAAUUGAUUGCUCAUGCAUAUUUAAAGGGCAUUUGGAUGGGUAAAUGGAUAGGAAAAGUUUACAGGGAUUUGGGGCAAACGCAGACAAAUGGGAUGAGCUCAGUUUAGGAAACCUGUUGGGCAUGGACGAGUUGGGCCAAACGUCUGUUUCCAUGCUAUCUGCCUCUAAGGACAAAUGACUCAUCAAUUAUUGUUAAUUAGAAACCAUGCAGUUGUGCACAUAUAUUGUAUGCAAAUUUCCCUUGGCACAAAGGUUUUGAAUUGUAGAAAUAACAACCAUUUGCAUUUUAGAGCCUUUAAAUAUAAGAGGUUCCAAAGCAUUUCACAAGCAUCAUAAAACAAAAUUUGACACAGAACAUCACGGGGAUUCAGUGUUUCAUUGUGCCUGGCUUUUGAUGUUAAAUAUUUCCUGGCCUUUGACAGGAAAAUUAGGAACUGAAAGCCAUUCAGGUACAUUAUCACAAUUAUAAAACUCCUAUUUGCAGCUCAAAACAUGUUGAGCAAAUGCAUUAUAUGACCUGAAUUCUGUAGGUAUUUUUAUGCAGUCCUGCAAACAAAAUUUUACAAAUCUUCUUGAAGGAAUGCAAGCAGAUUCAAUAUUUUUCCUUUCUUGUCGGUCAGUUUUUGUUUAGACAGCUAUGGAAUAGUUUCCCUGAGUUUAUUCUCAGACCUGGAAACAAAAUAGUGAAUACAUCUCUGUCAAAUUGAGGAGAAGACAGAAGACACUUUAUAUUUCUCUUCUCAAUUGUAAAAGUGAAUGAUUGAAAUUCAACAGCUGCAGCAGAUGUCAAUAAGGAUUUUAUUGGUUAAUAUUUUACGUGCUGUAUAUUUGCCUGAAGUAAUCGCUGUAAAGUGAGUUAAGAUAUUCCAUAUUGUAUGUAUUUCAGACAUUAUAAAAUUCAUUGAUUAAAGAACUGGUCACGUUUUCUCCA
This is a messenger RNA of Stegostoma tigrinum, 2686 nucleotides long. Its product is annotated as delta-type opioid receptor. Gene Ontology annotation, biological process: G protein-coupled opioid receptor signaling pathway; neuropeptide signaling pathway. The record is from RefSeq and is a predicted model, not a curated record. Gene Ontology annotation, cellular component: neuron projection; membrane. Bases 338 to 1549 code for a protein of 403 amino acids. Gene Ontology annotation, molecular function: neuropeptide binding; G protein-coupled enkephalin receptor activity. Lineage: Eukaryota; Metazoa; Chordata; Chondrichthyes; Orectolobiformes; Stegostomatidae. The transcript is spliced from 4 exons.